CGCAGUGCGAGGUCACGUGGUGUCAUUCCGAGUACCGUCCCGUUUCGCGCGUUGUCCUCUCGAGUCUCGCGUGCAGUCGCUCACGCGCGUUGCACCUUGUAAGAUGUCGCGUGAUUUUCUUGCAUGAUCGCUGACUUUCUAUUCCGACCUCGCUCCGUGAGCCUCGCGUCGCCCACUAACGGCACUAACAUCGCGACGUUUUCUCGAAAGCUGCGGCGUAAAAUAAAAUAAGAGAGAAGAAGAGAGGGGAAAACAGGUUGUUUCGGGAGUGCGAAAUUCGGAGCGGUCGACGCGAAAUGACAGCCAGCAUGAUCAGCGACGAAGAUUAUCGGCGCUGGACAACGGCGUCCGCAUUCAGAUCCGAUAGGACACUCUAAAAUUCUACGUUUUUUGGAAUCGUCUUUUUUUCACAAGAUAGACAGUGCGUCAUCGAGAGGAUUUUACAUCAUGAAAAACGCACCGCUUUGAAUCGGUGUAGAAUGCAAUCGACGCUUUCUUCGUAAUUUUAUCGAGAAGCGUUAGCACGUACCAAAGACCGGAGUUGAAUUCUAUACAUGUUAAGUCAGUCUCAAGAUAUCGCCGGUCCAUACAGCUGACGACUUCACGCUUGACCGGUCGGAGUUCUUUUCAAAACAGACGGCUAAUAAAAUAACAAGCACGUUCUGGAGAAGAUUUGUGUUCACAAGGCAAAAAAUAAAUCCUCUAACUGUUCAGAAGGUACGAAACUCGGACGGGAUCCGAGAUCUCAAGCCCGACGAAUUCAGACCGAAAGCAAUAACAUAGACGUAGAGUAUCAUUGAAUGAGGUGAAGUUGGCUGUGAAUUCGAGCGCAACGUCGAUCAAUCGGAAGAAGUGGAUUUUUUUAAACGGCGGUUUUUAUCGUGACCGCACGUUAUGAUGGGGGUAUUGAGAUGGAGGCACGAUCUCAGAUCGGAGGCUGCGGCGCAGCAACAACAGGAACAGCAACAACAGAGAGCGGAGCGACCAACCGGACACAACAGUCACGCGCACACUUUCCCAAAGCUCUUGUCGCAGACACCGAGAGAUGACAGGACAACGUCGAGUCCCGGUGGUGCGCCUAGCAAUCACACAUCAGCGUUAUCGCCAUCACCGAUGGGCGAUGCGCCCUUGGGGAGAGCACUAAUGGAAGCAGCUCUGCAACAGCAAGCUGUGUCCGGUGUCCAGCCACCCUUAGUUGUCACGCCAUCCGGGUAUUGGGUCGACGGUACCGAUCAUCGACAUACUCUCGAUUCCGCCGGCAAAGCAUUACUACCGGCGCAGCCAGCCUGGCAGCCUAGGAUAGACCAGGAUGACACGGCCAAAUGCUACCGCCGCUUCUUUGUCGGCAGAGAACACGUGAAUCUCGUGGGAAGGGACAAUGAGAACGGUCCGGUUUUGGUCUCGGUGAAGGCCGAGACGGUCGCCGGACAAGAACACUGGCGGGUGUUACUGCGACUUCGAGCAGGAUCGACACAUGACCUGGUUCCAACUACGAAUCUCAACUCGAAUCCUACACCGAGGAAAAUGGUCAAGGCUAUCAAUGAGUCUCUAAACGUGAGCCCUCUGAUACCGGUCAUGUGCCCCGGCGCCGGUACCUUGAUAGCACGGUACGACGAGCACGCCUUGGUCUCCAGGUUUAAGUUUGGUGUUCUUCAUCAGCGAGCCGGUCAACUCACCGAGGAACAACUCUUCGGCAAUCGGCAGAUCACCCCGGCCUUUCAGGAGUUUCUCGAUUUGCUUGGUCAGAAAAUCGAUCUCAAGGAUCACAAGGGUUAUCGCGGUGGGUUGGAUACUCGACACGGCCAAACUGGCGAUUCGGCGGUAUAUGAAGUGUUUCGGGGUCGGGAAGUAUUGUUCCAUGUGGCCUCAUUAUUGCCGUAUAGUCCAGGCGAUUCGCAGCAAUUACAGCGCAAACGACACAUCGGCAAUGACAUCGUUGCCAUCAUAUUUCAGGAGGAACCAACGCCCUUCAGCCCGGACAUGAUCGCCAGUCAUUUCUUGCAUGCCUUCAUCGUCGUGCAAGUCAUCGACCCCUGCACUCCUAAUACAAGGUACAAAGUCAGUGUGACAGCGCGUGAUGAUGUUCCUUGGUUUGGACCUACUCUACCGACUCCAGCUGUUUUUCUCAGAGGUGUCGAAUUUAAAGAGUUUCUGCUCACGAAACUCGUAAACGCCGAGAACGCCGCUUAUAAAGCCGAGAAAUUUUCCAAGUUAGAGCUACGGACUAGAUCGGCCUUGUUAGAAUCUCUAACGGAAGAACUGCAAACUAAAACGGCAGAAUUUCUUGGUGGUCCACUUGGCCUAGGAAGUUCUGGCUUAAGCGUUUGUCCAGUAAGUCCAACGACAAAUGAUGUAUCCACUUCAGGAAGUAGUGGCAGUGGCUCGCGAUUCAUCGACACGGUUCGGAAAGCACUGAUCUCCCGUGUGAGGAACGCAUCAACGGAAAGCGUGCCGCAACAGUUAGCUAAGAAAGGUCAACAGACAGAGUCCAGUCCUCCAAGUAAUCGACAAUCGACUGUUGCAAAGGUGAGCGGCAGCAAGCGUUCGGUGGAACCGUCCAGUCCCCUCGGCUCGCCGGAUCUGACUUUGAGAAGAGACUCGGAGCGUGGUAGUCUUGGUAGCCAAGACAGCAGCCUAUCCAACACUGACAAUCAAGAUAGUAGCCUAAUAACGUUGCAACAAGACGAAUAUGAUCGUAGAGAAUCGCAAGGCGCGAGUGUCAUCUGCCUCAAUGAUACUUCUGUCAUCGAUAAAUCCCCGGCGCCAACAUCGACAAUGAUGCAACAACUAACACACGAGAAUCUGCGCACGCAGGAGAAAACAACAACGGAGAUGACGCAGCGAGUGAUUUCAGAGAGCGAUGAUAGUUCGCUCAAUAGCGAACUCGAACUCGAUCAGGCCGUAUAUCCCGAUAGUGACACGGGCCUCGAAUCUAUGAGUUCCGCGGAGACUCACGAUACCGCAAGAUGUACCAGUAAAGACGGGAUCGUGGAAAACGAAAACUUAAGGAUGGAGGUCACUAGACUCAAGUGCGACAAAUUGGAUUUACUGCGGCAAAAUGUGACAUGUCAACGUGAAUUGAAACGACGUCGAGAAAAAGAAUUACAACUAGAAUCCGAUUUGGCGACGGCGUCCAAGGAGAUCCUACGAUUACGUGCAAUGCUAAAGGAAUGUUCCACGAGCAUUCCGCUAGAUAACAACAACCAGCAAACGUCCACCGUGUGAAAUUUACGAGCACAACGUUUAAUCUUAGACGCGAUCGAUAGUUAUUCUCAUGAGAUAUUAGAUAAUAUGGCCUUUACGGUCGAAUGCAAUUACAUGUAUAGAUCUGGAAAAUUGUCUUCGAAAAUGCGCGCAAUAAUUUUUUUUGUCUUUGUUAGAAAAUCUGUCGAAUUUCACAUGGCUUUUGCACGCACGCUAUUUCUUUUUCGUUACAUCACUUUUGCAUAUAGUCUGAUAUUGAGAUUACUGAAAUGACAUACGAAAUACCAAUAGAUGUUUAAAGGACAUAAUAGAAACCUAAAGUAAAAUGUUAAGAUGUCUUUCAAACGCUUAAUGAGUACUCAAUACUUAAACACUGUGUACCUUCACCAGGAAUCAUUCAUUACUUCCAAAGGUUUAUCGUUAGAGCAUGUAUAGAGCAUAUAGAGCAUAUAUUUGCAAUUUAGAUGCUUUAUUACGAGAAUUAAUCAUUCAAAGUGAAUUUUCUUUCUAUAGAUAGAGAUCGGUACAAGUUCUAUAAGUCAUAUACGAGAUAGUAAGAUUAACACAAAUCCUGAAACUGUGUAUAGUGACCAAAGUGUCCUCGAGAUACUUGUAGUAUAGAUUCAAGAUUGUUAGUUCUUGUUUGACUUAUAAAACACGUGUAAUAUUUAUAUCUAUUAAUUUAUUAGUAGACUUAAGUUGACCAUUCGUAGUCAAUAUACAUAUGUGGAUAUAAAAAGAAGCAGUAGGAAUAUUCUGUAGUAUUAGCUAUCUUAAGAGACGGAUUGAGCACUCAACAUUAAGAAGAAACAAAAAUUAUCGCAAUGCGUUGCAAUAAGAGCGCGUUAUAUCUAUUUAUCGCUAACAACAUCACAAUCCUAAUAACUUCCGUUUAUUCUUCCACAGCGUAGAUUCAUCCACAAUUGGACAGAAUUUUUUCCAUAAUUAGAUACUAUUUAAGAUAGUCGAUAGACAUUUUGUCAACGCGAUUGUAGAAGGAAGUAAUAUGUCAUUAGCAGUAUUCGUUAGAUACAUUUAUUCGGCAUAACACUUAUCCGUUUAUUAGUUUUCUAGUACUUAGAUACCAGAGAAUAGUUUUAGAAGAUACUUCUAUGAGGUUAAAUUAUAUCCGCACCAUCCUCGCGUGCUAGUUUUAGUGAGAAACUGAUUUCAAGCGUUUUUUUUUUAACCAAUCGCACACAGCACCAAAUUAUUUAAGUAUAUGCAUCACAUGUUUUCACAAAAUAUUUUUAUUUUUUCGCACGUGCAAACAAACGAUGCGUUUACCAUUCACCAUCUAAAAUUAAGCAUUUUGUAUUCGUUUUUAGUUGAUGAAUGUCGAUUUUUCUGUUGUCUUGUACGGCUAGUAUUAAUACGACUCUUACCAUUAUUAUUAUUAUCAACCUUACUAUUAUUAAUAUUUUUAUUAACAUAAAUUACGUUGUAUAAUGUUUGUAAAUAAUCGUUAAUAUAGGACAGACACUUGAAGGCGUUAAGCAAACUGGCACAAAGAGGAGGAACAACAACGUUCACUCACAUAUAAUACCAAAGUUUAAUGUAGUAAAA
This is a messenger RNA of Atta colombica, 4770 nucleotides long. RefSeq names its product rap1 GTPase-activating protein 1-like. Gene Ontology annotation, molecular function: GTPase activator activity; protein binding. The record is from RefSeq and is a predicted model, not a curated record. NCBI's taxonomy places the organism in Eukaryota, Metazoa, Arthropoda, Insecta, Hymenoptera, Formicidae. Gene Ontology annotation, cellular component: cytoplasm. The transcript is spliced from 9 exons. Bases 895 to 3225 code for a protein of 776 amino acids. Gene Ontology annotation, biological process: regulation of small GTPase mediated signal transduction; activation of GTPase activity.